Messenger RNA from Belonocnema kinseyi, 4828 nucleotides. RefSeq names its product anoctamin-8 (gene wwk). Lineage: Eukaryota; Metazoa; Arthropoda; Insecta; Hymenoptera; Cynipidae. Gene Ontology annotation, cellular component: plasma membrane. The transcript is spliced from 15 exons. Gene Ontology annotation, biological process: chloride transmembrane transport. The coding region runs from base 225 to 3404 and encodes 1059 amino acids. The record is from RefSeq and is a predicted model, not a curated record. Gene Ontology annotation, molecular function: chloride channel activity.
GGUAAAGGACUCCGGUCCUUGUAAUCGGGACAUUAUGCCAGGCGGCGAGGGGUCCCCCGCUGCCACCGAUCCGAUCAAUUCCGAAAAAGAAAAUUUUUGCACGAAUGAGUGCGCGGUCAGUGACAAUGACAAGGCGUCAAUGACAGUGACGGGCGAUGGCCUCAGAAGAAGAAAAGUCAUACACGCGGCCAAGGAGACCCUAGACAAGGGAAUGCGACGUCGUGAUGAUGUUCCCGAGUGGAGCCAGCGACGAAACCCUAAUGUGGCUUCUGGGUCGUUUACGGGCUGGAACUCCAGGAUUAGUUGUACAUGUGCGACAUCACGCGUCGUCCGACAAUUAUGGAUUUUAUCUAACAGCACCAUUUCCUGUCCUUUUGAAAGCUGCCGAAGAAGUUCACCUGCCAAAGACCUUGCGACAGGAAUUCGGUGGCGGUCUAAAGGAAUUCGUCGGCUCAGAAGCCGCAUGUUUUGAAGGUAGUGACGACGAGACACGUUUCUUCACAACUCAGGAACGACAGUCACUAGUUUUGCACCUUCUGCACACACUGAGGGCUGCUUCCCACGAUCUGCACAGCCUGCCUGGCCUUAAAAUGGUCGACGGCCAGGCGAUCAUUCCAAAAUGCUUAUCCGCAGGCGUGAUAUCACAGGUCUUCCCAUUACACGAGUUACCUGCCUUAGAAAAACUACAAAAGUCAUGGGUUCGGGCAUUUUUGAGCCCGCAGCCCUUGGAUGAGAUUUGCCGAUACUUUGGGGUGAAAAUCACCAUGUACUUUGCAUGGCUAGGACACUACACCACCGCCCUUAUCGUUCCAGCUGCAGUGGGUGUCAUAUACUGGGUCGGCAUCAUCGGUAGGAAUCAAGCGGUGGAGGAUGUAGCCUAUGUCCUAUUUUCUAUUUUUAAUGUUAUUUGGGCAACCGUGUAUUUGGAGACUUGGAAACGCAGAGGUGCAGAAUUAGCCUACAGGUGGGGCACUUUCGAUCAGCGAGAUGAUUUAUUACUUGAGCCAAGACCACUUUUUACGGGGACUCUAGAAAUUUCACCAGUCACAGGAAGGUUGGAACCUACGUAUCCAAGAUGGAGGAGAAACGUGUUUCGAUAUUUUGUAAGCGUUCCAAUCAUCGCCAUUUGCUUAUUCUUCGUAUUCAUCGUCAUGAUUCUCAGCUUUCAAAUUCAGGAUUGGUGGGAUGCACGUUUAGAAACUGCCGGUUAUGGAUUUUGGCUUAGUUAUGUUCCGAAAGUUUUGCUCGCAGUAGUAAUCGCCCUCAUGGACGAGGCAUAUUUCAAAGUCGCUGUUUGGCUGAACGAUUUAGAAAACUAUCGCCUUGACACCGAGUACGAGAAUCAUCUGAUCUACAAGGUCGCACUGUUCCAGUUCGUCAACUCCUUCUUAUCUCUAUUCUACAUCGCAUUUUACCUACAAGAUCAGGAAAGACUCAAAGAGCAAUUGGCUGCUCUCUUGAUUGCGCGACAAGUUAUAGGAAAUUUGAAAGAGUCUGCUGUGCCCUAUUUAAUUGAACAAUUGCGUCUCGCUCGAUUGAGCUUUGAACUUUUCGGAGCCCUAAGUCCUAGCGAAGCUAGGAGACCACCUGGAGAAGCUGAGGUGGAAAAAGAAAAGGAAACUUCCAAAAAAGAAAAUGAGGACGAGAAAAGUGAGAAGGACGAAAAAACUGAAGCCGGAAAAGGGAAACCGAGAAACGUUAGCCAAGCGGAACUGGAGAGCUCUCUCUACAGAGUAGGACACCCCACUAAUUCUCUACUUAGUGAAAUUGCUUUCAAGUACGAUGGUGCAUUUUCUGAACAUUUGGAGAUGCUUUCUCAACUUGGAUACGUGUGUCUCUUUUCUUCCGCCUUCCCAUUGGCAGCAUUUGCUGCUUUGUUGGGAAAUCUGUUGGAACUCAGGGGAGAUGCUUUCAAAUUGUGUUUCGUUCUUCAGCGACCUUUUGGACGUAGGGUAUCAAACAUUGGAACUUGGCAAAAUGCCAUGGAAGCAAUGGGGCUCGUCGCCAUUUUGGUGAACUGUGCACUGAUUAGUCUUAGUGGUCAGGUUCAACGCAUGUUUCCAGAAAUGUCAGCCACCCAAACGAUACUGCUCAUCGUGGCCUUGGAACACAUCAUGUUGGCAAUUAGGUUCAUUAUAAUUUGUGUCAUACCAGACACUCCGCACUGGGUCGCAACCGAAAUGGCCAAAGUCGAGUUUUUAAGAAGAGAAGCAGUCAGAAGACUUUCCGCAACAUCAUCACCUGACCAGCAGCCAGCGACUGUGAUUGGGAGAUUCGUUGUGAGUCCAGCAGACGGAGAAUGCGAAGAGGAAAUAGAACUAGGAUCUGAGAAGACGGAGAAGAUCGCUGCUUGCAGUCGACCGGAAACACCAACUUUGGGGUCUUUCUCCCAGACGUCCAGCAACCCACAGACGCCAAGCACUGUGGCGAUUCAAAGGAUUGCUGAGACGCCACCCCUUGUAACACCUGGAAGUGCUGGAAGUGGGAGCGGUGCUAGCAGUCCUUUUCUUUCUGAUAUCCAUUUGGGAAGCUCUCGGGACCUGCAUAAUUUACCUAGAUGUUCCAUUCCAGGAGGCGAACGAGGAAGACGUCCGAGAGAUUGGUUAACAAGUGAGCCAGAAUCAUCAAGCAGUGGAGAUAAUUUCAGUCAUCAUUUGACAAUUGGACCUCAUGGAGGUGUCGACUGGGUUCGCAGAUUAGCACUCGAAUCGGGUGGAAGAAAAUCUAGCGACUCCGAAAUUAGCGGUGGUGGAACCGGAAGCGGCAGUGGGGACGAAUUAGCAUUGCAUAGAUCUACGGACUGCAUUGUUUCGAAGGAGCUUGCUUCUUCAUCGGACAGUGACCUCCUGAGAUCCGCACCACCCUGGGCGUUGGCGCAUCGAAACCAAAAAUUCCGAUUCUCGCCCGAUAAGGAAAAAGCCAGAGAAAAAUCAGACAAGCAACAACAACAGCAGCAACACCAACAACAGCAUCAACAACAACAACAACACCAACAAAAACAAGAACAUCAUCAACCCCAACAACACUAUCAACAGCCUAAAGAAUCCCACGAACAUCGGCACUCCUUUUACGGCGAAAAAGAGAAAGAUCCAGCAGGUUUAUCCGACUCCACUAGAACAAGUCAAGAAGAAGAAAAACCCUCCAAAGAAGAUAAGGAAGCAAAGAAGACGCGAGUGAAGCAGAGUUUGAUGAAACGAGCUCGAUCUGUAGCAAUAUUCUCCCUGAAAUUAAAAGAAAAGAGAGCCAAGGAUGCUGAAACAAAGGCCAAGGAAGCCGAAAAAGAAGCUAAAUGGCAAAAGCCUCAAUCCCUUGGAGUUGGCGGAGAACUUUCCUGCAUCCCUAUAGAAAAACUUAUAUCUGUAGACGACAUCGAGGCCAUGGAGAUGCGCAGGGUUCAUCAUUAGUCACUCAGCCGCUUUAUUCAUUUUCUCUCAGCUACAUAGAGACGACAGUACAUUGUGAGAUUGUUCACUGAUUGAAAACUGGUUUUCUAAUUUUGCUUUGGAAAACCGAGGGACAAGUUCGAAAAAGAAAAAUGGUGACGACGCACAAAGAUAUCAGGAUGCUGAAAUUCUCUUCAAGGAGUAUUUAAACAGAUUGGGGACUGAGCAAUGCAGAGCCACAAACGAAUCUUUGAUUUAGGUUUCUUCCGGAGGAAACAAAAUUUCAACAGAAUAAUAUUCAAUCCUAAUUUAAAAAGGGGGUUUUAACGACCAAAAAUGCAUAAAAAUCUUAUUUAAAAACAAGAAAUUGGUUGUGGUUCUUUGUUGAAAAAAUCACUAUAGAAGUGGGUCAAAUUCAGUAUCUAGUGUGAACAUGAAAACAAAAAUCGGCAAAAAUAUAUUGGAGCAAUCACAUAGCGAUUUUUCAAUACUCAUCGCUUGCAGACUUCUUUGGAACGUGAUUAAGUCAAUUAAAUGGAUGGCAAUUAAACCAAAAAAGCACGAGGUUCGGGCAGGAAAUGAAAAAAAUGGGAAAUUUUUUUCACUUCCAUCCCCAAAUUUAUGUAAAGCUCUAGUCAGUGUGAUUAAAUGGAUUCCAUCGAGAAGAAACAUUGUUAUUGUUGCUAAAGUAUAAGUUGUUACCACUGUUGAAUAGGUGUUGAUACGACGAAGAGAUUUUGCAAAGUGGUGCCUAGAGUGCGCCCAAAAGUAUAAUAAAUUUUCACACCGAGAAGAGAAGUUGGUGGAAGAUUAUAGUUAAAAAGAUGAAACCAAAAAGGUUUUCGCUUCGACAAUGCCUUGAAACUCCAACGAAACUUUUUCUGAUAUAUAGGUACAAAUAUUGCGAAGUGAAUUUAAGGAUAUAAGUGUUAAGAAAAUCGACUCCUCUUCUCAGUGAACAAGUUGAUUGUGAUACUCUAAAUUGAAAUAUUGAUCUUUAUUAUCGUUUUUGUCAUACUUUUUGUACAAAGGAUUAUGAUGGAAAAUUAAGAACUUUGAUCAAUUCAAUGAAAAUGAAGUAUUAUAAUAUGAGUUAUAAAGAGUUUAUAUAAAAAGAAGCAUUGUCAGGGAACGAAUUGUACAUAGAAAAAUGUCAUAAGAGAAAGUUUGUUGUAACAGCCUAGCGCAAGCAUCCCGUCUUGUCGCUUUUGAAUUACUUUUUCGAUUUAAAAAAGGGAUACGAAAUUUUAAAUGAACAGAAGGAGGGAAAAAAUGUGAAAAAAAGUCGAGUCCACUUUAGAGUUCAUCGCACUAUUCGCAAGAAUCGGUGUUUAGAUAAAUCCAGAAUCGAUAGAUUAGCUGCGCUUUUCGUAAUUCAGGCAAUGACAUGUUCAUUAAGAUGUAUAUGUGUUUGUUAGAUGUUUUGUAUAAAAAGAGUUCAGCCA